AUCAGUCGAGUUCCAUCUUCUCAGAUACAACACAUUCAUUCAGUUGAAAACAAAUCGUCGGCAUGGUUUCCAUCCGUCUUACUUUCGCUCUCGCUAUUAUUAUGGUAAUCUUCAGCAUAAAUGCUGCCUACAAAAAACCACCCUUCAAUGGUAGCAUAUUCGGAAAACGAUCUAAUACUGUGACUGAUUACGAAUUUACCAACCGUGCUCUGUCAGCUAUUUGUGAAGUCGCCAGCGAAACAUGCACCGCUUGGAUGUCUCGCCAAGAAUCCAACUGAGGAUGAGUAACCGACCGAGAUGAUUCGCCAUUUUCCCCGACUGAUCAAACAAUGAAAUAAUGUAAUUAAUCAAACUCCUGUAAAGGCACUAAUAAUCGUGUGCUUGAAAGCCACACUGUUCUCUAUCAUAAUAGUUGCAUUACGCCCUCCUCCCCAUAUCUAGUUGUAUAAUAUUUAAACAAUAUUAAUCAUAAUAUUACGUUACAUUAUAUUUAAUGUAUUUACAAUUUAAAGUUCCAUGAAUUAUGUUCACUAAAAGCAUCAUAAAUAAAAUAUGAUGAUUUCUGAAGCUAA
Messenger RNA from Cataglyphis hispanica, 572 nucleotides. RefSeq names its product SIFamide-related peptide (gene SIFa). The coding region runs from base 63 to 278 and encodes 71 amino acids. NCBI's taxonomy places the organism in Eukaryota, Metazoa, Arthropoda, Insecta, Hymenoptera, Formicidae. The transcript is spliced from 3 exons. The record is from RefSeq and is a predicted model, not a curated record.